Salvelinus namaycush (lake trout) is the source of this 1513-nucleotide messenger RNA. Its product is annotated as apoptosis regulator BAX-like. The coding region runs from base 38 to 622 and encodes 194 amino acids. Gene Ontology annotation, molecular function: protein heterodimerization activity; protein homodimerization activity; channel activity. The transcript is spliced from 6 exons. NCBI's taxonomy places the organism in Eukaryota, Metazoa, Chordata, Actinopteri, Salmoniformes, Salmonidae. Gene Ontology annotation, biological process: extrinsic apoptotic signaling pathway in absence of ligand; positive regulation of apoptotic process; intrinsic apoptotic signaling pathway in response to DNA damage. The record is from RefSeq and is a predicted model, not a curated record. Gene Ontology annotation, cellular component: mitochondrial outer membrane.
GCAGGCGGAAGCAGACUCAAAAUAAUCUUAGUACAAGAUGGCAGCGCCGUCGGAAGGAGGCGAUUCAGGUAAUGGAACUGAUCAGGUACUAGAACUGGGAAGAACAUUACUGACAGAUUUCAUCUACGAGCGGGUUCGUCGCCAUGCUGACAGCAGUACUCAGUUGUCAGUGUCACGGACCCAGUUGGGAGGGAGUGAGCUGUGUGACCCCAACCACAAGAAACUGGCCCAGUGCCUGCAGCAGAUUGGAGAUGAGCUGGAUGGCAAUACACAACUCCAAAGUAUGUUAAAUGAUACUGCACUCCAGCCCAGCCAUGAGGUUUUUAUGAGAGUGGCCCGUGAGAUCUUCUCUGAUGGAAAGUUCAACUGGGGCAGGGUGGUGGCACUCUUCUACUUUGCCUGUCGGCUGGUCAUCAAGGCUCUGUUGACCAAGGUCCCCGACAUCAUCAGAACCAUUAUCAGCUGGGCUACAGACUAUCUGCGAGAUCAUGUGAUCAACUGGAUUAGGGAUCAGGGUGGCUGGGAGGGAAUCCGUUCCUACUUUGGCACUCCCACCUGGCAGACCGUGGGGGUGUUCCUCGCUGGAGUUCUUACAACUGUGCUGGUCAUCCGCAAGAUGUGAGGGAGGAGAGCCUGAGAGAAGAAAGGACAAAGAGGGGGGGGGGACAUAAGACUGGGAGGGAAACUGGGUAGUAGAGGUAGACAUGAUGUGGGAGUAAAUGGGAAGUGUUUCAGGGGAAGGAAAAGGUGAGGAAAAAUAGUUAGGAAUGGAAAAGAAGCAACUUUUGGACCACUCCUCUUUCCCACCCUCCAUCCAUCCAUCCAUGGCAAAGGAUUGAGUCAGAUUCAAGGUUCUUCUUACCUCUGUUCCCCACACCGCUGAAAAAUGUGAGCAGCUCUUGACCGCACACACAGGAGAGAAGGAUGGAACGAGAUGUGUAGAGAGGCUCGGCCAGGGCACAUCUUUUAAUUAAUUUAUUUUUUUAUUUCUUGCAAACAAGUCGCUGCAUGACAUUUUGUUGCUUAAGUCUUAUGACAUUUUCCCCCCCUCAGGUCAGCCAUGAGAAUCUCCUAUGCUUUCCUCCUGUGCUUUAUUUCUGUUGCACUUUUCUUCCAUUGAGUCUCCUUUUUCCUAGCUGAUCAUUCUCCCUCCCUCUCUUCAUGGUAACUCUUUGCUGGAGUAUGCAUUUUGGGGGGUGUGUCUGAUUAUUUACGUGUGAUCAUAGGAUCAACAGAUGUUCCAAGUACGUGUGUGUGUGUGCAAUUCUACUGCAGACACACACAGCACUGUCCUUCUCUCACAGAUGUUUACCUCUCUUUCAGCAUAGUGUUCCAAGUACUGUAUUCUAUGGUGGGCUAUUUAAAAGCAGACCAUACCAUAAUCCUUCAAUCAAAUGCUCUUUUUAUACACCUUGUUAAUGUGUUAACAAAUAAGGGAACUUUCUUAUUUCUUUUAAGUUGUCAGUGCCUUGGUCCUUUUUUUCUUUUCUACAAUAAAUUGCUUUGAUAUUCA